CAAACUUUACUUCAUUCUAAAAACCAAACAGAUGCAUACUGGUCAAUCGAUAGCUGCGUAUUUAUCAAUUAGAAAUGGCAUACUUCGUCAGCAGUAAAACGGAUCAAAACUACUACUUCGAAGACUCAAUUGCCUACACAAAGGAUAAGGAAAUUGCGCGAUGCCCCAUCCAAGCUAGUGGAGAGCACUUUGUGCUCUCACUUUGCCGAAUUUGGACACGUGCUGCAAAUCCAGACGGUUCGGUUUAAAAUACGUGCAUCAAUGUUCCAAAGUGGCUCUGUGCUUUAUGCCAACGAUAAAGAUGCGGCCAUAUAAGUGUGACUUGCUUCUUGCUUAUAAAGACCUCCAGGGCCCUCAUGAGCACUCACAUGUUGAAUGGUGUCAUAUUCAUGGUACAGCCCAGCGACAGUUGGGAACAGCCGGACGCCUACGGAACCCCUGAGGAAGAGGUGAACCACCAGGGACCGUCGCCCAUCUUGGCCCUCAAUGACGAUUGUUUGGAGCACAUUAUGGCCAAACUAGGACUGCAAGAUCGACUGCGAUUUGCUAGGUCGUGCCUGCGCUUUAGGGCGAGCUUCCAGGCCUCAGCCAGUCUGCACACAUCUCUGGACUUGAGUCAAUUCAGGGGCUUGACCGUAUGGGACAUUCGAGACUUCUUUCAACUAUUUGGGGCUCAUAUACAGACCAUGACCGGUGUCUUUAAAACGGACCACUCGGAACGGCUGGCCGAAUUCAUACGAGAUUAUUGCAGCAGUCUGAGGAGCAUGCAGGUGAUUUGCAACCCUCAACUCGGUCUUCACUUGCACACUAUGAUUGCCAAUAAGAGUCAGCUGGAGGAGUUACAGCUGUCCAACUCAGAUAUAGACGACGAAGCGCUUUUCGAUCUGCAAGACCUGAUCAAUUUAAGGAAAUUGAACUUGAGCCGGGGUACACUUACGGGGUACACUUUGGAUAAGCUACCGAUCUCCGUCGAGGAAUUGGUACUUGACGAAUGCCCCUACUUAAGCGAUACAUACCUGACCGAUAUGUGCUUGCGUUUGCCCAAACUGAGGAAGCUGAGCAUACGGAACGUGCUGAAAUCGUCAUUUAGAAUUUUCGAAACCAUGGAGAAGGAGAGUUCCUGUCCUUCGCUGGAGGUGCUUCGGAUUACAAUUGCCUAGCCUGAAGAACUUGACCAUAAGUAGCCCUCACGAUUUUGAUGUCGACCUCAAGUUCCAAGAUCUUAUUGCUCAACUGGUUGAACACAAGUCGGAGCAGCUGGAGCACUUGAAAGUACUUGGCUUUUACUGUGUACCCAGGAAACAACAUCUACAACUUGCCAAGCUUGGUGAACUUCGUGUCCUACACCUGCCACACACAGUCCUGACCGACGAUGUGCUCAAGGAGCUCGCGAAUCUAAAGAAAUUGGAAAAACUCAGCUACACGCACCGCAGCGAAAGUUACUCAGCGAUUCUCCACCUGUUCCGCGUCUGCCCUAGAUUGAGCCACCUGCGGCUGGAAUAUUGUUACGCGCCAAACGCAAGUGUGAUACGGGGCAUCGUAGCCCAAGUGCGCCGGGAAAUCGCAAGCAAUGAGAAUCAGAGGAAGUUGCCUAUCGAACUGUGGUCGCGUAUGGAUGAGGAGCACCUGGAAAUGGUUCCAAAUACUGAGUUCGAAGGUAUACUUCAAAGGGAAUUCACAGUCUAUUGAAUGAUUUCUGAGGGAUGAUCUCCAGCGAAGAGGAUUAAAUUUUUGCUUUUAGUUAACAUAACAAUGCUGCUCAAAACUUUAAGAAAAUUUGUUAAAAACUGUUUGCCAAAUAUUUUAAUUUUGUGUUGAAAAGAA
Molecule: messenger RNA, 1824 nt
Organism: Drosophila gunungcola (fruit fly)
Lineage: Eukaryota; Metazoa; Arthropoda; Insecta; Diptera; Drosophilidae
Exons: 5
Coding region: 357-1160 (267 amino acids)
Molecular function (GO): protein binding
Source: RefSeq, a predicted model, not a curated record